Cyprinodon variegatus (sheepshead minnow) is the source of this 1764-nucleotide messenger RNA. It is a transcript of the gene tulp3, whose product is annotated as tubby like protein 3. Gene Ontology annotation, cellular component: cilium. Gene Ontology annotation, biological process: protein localization to cilium. Lineage: Eukaryota; Metazoa; Chordata; Actinopteri; Cyprinodontiformes; Cyprinodontidae. The record is from RefSeq and is a predicted model, not a curated record. The coding region runs from base 114 to 1406 and encodes 430 amino acids. The transcript is spliced from 11 exons.
GGAGGUCGUUCUGUUAGGUUGGGCGGCGCUGACGGUAGAACCAGUCUGUGUUUGAAGAUUUCUGCACCAUUGGAGGACGAUAUAAGUGGAGUAGCUUUUGCACAUUUCCAUCCAUGGAUUUGGUAAAAACUGAAGGAUCUCAGCCGGUCUACAGCCGCUGGUCAUACAGGCCCUCCAGCUCUGCCAGCUUCUCCUCCGACUCCACAUCAAGAGUCAUUGAAGGCGACUGUAGCAGUCUGAUGCAGCAGAAGCUGGAAAGACAGAGGGCUCUGCUGGAGCAGAAGCAGCGACGGAAACGUCAGGAACCCAUGAUGGUCCAGCCCAACACCGAGACCCGACCGCGGCGCUACAGGACGCGGCGAGGAGAGGAGCAGGACCCGCUGGUGGAGUCUCAGAUCAGCAUCAACAGUGACAUCAUCAUUGAUGGUAUCGAUGGACCGGCAGCUUUCACAGCUCCAGCAGCUCCUGAUCUGGGAACACAAAUCCAGGUUCAGUCAGCGAGCCAGUCCCAGUCACCCCAGCCUCAUCAUCAGCCUCCGUCUCAACCUCAGUCUCCUAAAGCCGAGGAAACAGAAAGAGACGGAGACACCGAGACUCUGCUGGAGCCCAAGACAGACAUCCACGAGCUGCUACAGAGGGAAGGUUUGUGUGGAAGUAUGAACUUUGAUGAAACCAGCGAACACGAAGACGAUGCGGACGAGAAUCAGGUUUCUUCUCUGUCCUCCCAAACCGACGUUACCAGGCCCGCCUCAGCUUCUAGUGGCAAAAACAUUCCUGAGACGGUAAUCCCUGGAUCACCUUCUGCAGAAAGCUUCCUUGCAGACUCAGCAAACCUAGAGGAGUUUGUCCUGUCCCCUGCGCCUAGUGGCAUCAAAAUUAAAUGCAGGAUUACUCGGGACAAGAAAGGUAUGGACCGAGGCCUCUAUCCCACAUACUACAUGCACAUGGAGAGAGACGAUGGGAAAAAGGUUUUUUUGUUGGCUGGAAGGAAGAGAAAGAAGUGCAAAACAUCUAACUACCUCAUUUCAGUGGAUGCCACGGAUCUGUCACGAGAUGGAGAGAGUUUUAUUGGGAAGCUGAGCAGCAAUGCAGCGGAGUUGGAACAGGAGAGUCUGGUGGGCAGAUGGCAAACCAACAGGCUGGAAAACCUGAUUGAGCUGCACAAUAAGGCCCCCGUGUGGAACGACGACACCCAGUCAUACGUGUUAAACUUCCACGGCCGAGUAACACAGGCUUCAGUGAAAAACUUCCAGAUAGUGCACGACAAUGACCCCGACUACAUCGUUAUGCAGUUCGGAAGAGUUUCUGAAGACAUCUUCACCCUGGAUUACAGCUACCCCAUGUGUGCUCUUCAGGCCUUCGCGAUCGGCUUGUCCAGCUUUGACAACAAGCUGGCCUGUGAGUAACGGGACGGUGUGCUGGAUUCAAACCCUCGGACAUGAUCUGUGUGCGGCACAAAAAAAUUUACAGACUGAAAGGGAAAAUAAACAUUUUAUCUAAUGAGACACAAGCACCUAAAGAACAGCUCAUGCUUAUGGCUUCAUUUGAAGAUAUAUGAACUGAAACUGUAUUAUCUGUUAUUUCUGGUUGUUUCAAUCUAUUUAAUGAGAAUUGUAUCGUUUAACUUUUUCUCUGGCGCCAUCUGCUGGCAAAUGUUAGCCUUUUAAAGAUACUUUUUGUCCCUUAUGCUACGUUCACACUGCAUGCACCUUGAGCAGCAGAUGCAGGCGGUUUACAUUGAAAGUCUGUGAUUUAUGCGCAUCA